UCUGUUUCCCCUGGCCGGGCGUGACUUUGUCUUUCGCUUUUCUUUCCCCUCCCUCCUCCACUCCUUCCGUGUCCAGGCUGCCGCUAAGCCGCGCGUCUUCUUUGCUGCUGCUGCCGCUGCUAAGCCGGGCCCAGGCGAACAUCCCCAGAGAGAACCAUGGCUUCCCUCAAGGACAAGCUGAUCACCCCCAUUGCACAGCCAGCGACCAAGCCGAACAGCAAGGUCACCGUCGUAGGGGUUGGUCAAGUUGGGAUGGCCUGUGCCAUCAGCAUCCUGGAAAGGGGUCUGUGCGAUGAACUUGCUCUGGUUGAUGUCCUGGAAGACAAACUGAAGGGAGAAAUGAUGGACUUGCAGCAUGGAAGCUUAUUUCUUAAGACACAUAAAAUCGUAGCAGACAAAGAUUACUCGGUCACCGCCAACUCCAAGGUUGUCGUCGUCACUGCCGGCGUGCGCCAGCAGGAGGGGGAGAGCCGUCUGGACCUCGUGCAGCGCAACGUGAAUGUCUUCAAGUUCAUCAUCCCACAGGUUGUGAAGUACAGCCCCGACUGCAUCAUCCUGGUUGUUUCCAACCCAGUGGAUAUCCUGACCUACGUGACGUGGAAACUGAGCGGCCUUCCCAAGCACCGUGUGAUUGGCAGCGGCUGCAACCUGGAUUCAGCCCGCUUUCGCUUCCUGAUGGCAGAGAAGUUGGGCAUCCACCCCUCCAGCUGUCACGGUUGGAUCUUGGGAGAACAUGGCGAUUCCAGUGUGGCUGUUUGGAGCGGCGUCAACGUGGCCGGUGUUUCCCUCCAGGAGCUCAACCCUGCGAUGGGGACGGAUAAUGACCCCGAGGGCUGGAAGCAAGUCCACAAGCAGGUGGUUGACAGUGCCUAUGAAGUGAUCAAGCUGAAGGGCUACACCAACUGGGCCAUCGGUCUGAGUGUGGCCGACCUCCUGGAGACCAUCCUGAAGAACCUUUGCCGAGUGCAUCCAGUGUCCACCAUGGUAAAGGGGAUGUACGGCAUCGAAAAUGAGGUGUUCCUCAGCCUCCCGUGUGUGUUGGGAUCUGUUGGCUUGACCAGCGUGAUCAACCAGAAGUUGAAAGACAGGGAAGUGGCACAGCUGCAGAACAGCGCCACCACGUUGUGGAACGUCCAGAAGGACCUCCGGGACCUGUAGGCAUCGGGGGGUGUUUCCUGUUUAGUCACGAGAAGAGAACCAGUGUUCUGAAUCCACCCCACGCCUUUGCGUGCACCUGUCUAGCGUAACUCCGUAGCUGAGCUUUCGGUAGCCAUCCCCAGUCGGGACAAGCUUUCAUCCGCCGUGGCCAAGAUGUGUGCUUAAUGCAGACCUUCUGAACAAAUAAAACCAGCUCUUUUGUGUGUGCUCAA
Messenger RNA from Varanus komodoensis (Komodo dragon), 1370 nucleotides. It is a transcript of the gene LDHB, whose product is annotated as lactate dehydrogenase B. Gene Ontology annotation, molecular function: L-lactate dehydrogenase (NAD+) activity. The coding region runs from base 157 to 1158 and encodes 333 amino acids. The transcript has 8 exons. Lineage: Eukaryota; Metazoa; Chordata; Lepidosauria; Squamata; Varanidae. The record is from RefSeq and is a predicted model, not a curated record. Gene Ontology annotation, cellular component: cytoplasm. Gene Ontology annotation, biological process: carboxylic acid metabolic process.